Messenger RNA from Dalotia coriaria, 1249 nucleotides. RefSeq lists its product as uncharacterized. Bases 94 to 1044 code for a protein of 316 amino acids. The record is from RefSeq and is a predicted model, not a curated record. The transcript is spliced from 3 exons. Lineage: Eukaryota; Metazoa; Arthropoda; Insecta; Coleoptera; Staphylinidae.
UUCGAGCUUUUACAUAAAAGUUUUCUAUAUUUCUCAGCAGCAUUGAUUUUCUUUGAUGUGUCUCUAGCGCCUUGACCUCUUUGAUCAUCUUUUAUGACUUCUACAGCUUUUAUCAAAGAUUUGACCGCGUUGCAAGUUCGGAUGCCUUCCUUCCCCGACCGUGUGUCCUGGGACUCCUUCAGGACAAAGUCUUUGAUCAUAGAGUACCAAAAGUAUGAUCAUCUGUACGAUACACAGCACGAACUGUACAGAAACAAGAAAACUCGUGAAGAAACGUUGGGAUUAAUCGCUGAUGCCUUAAAUGUCGCUUGGAAAGGUACAGGCAUCACUUGUAUCGUCGACGACAUCAAAAAGAAGUUGAAUGGACUACGGAGUCAGUAUUUAUUUGAAAGACAAAAGAUUGCAAAAGCAGCUUUACAGGGGCAAGUUUAUACUCCGACGAUUUAUUGGUAUCCAAUGUUGAAGUUUCUGGAGUCUGUGACGUUGAAAACUACUGCACAACAUGGAACAACUGAAGAUAAUCAUUGGGGGAGAGGAAACAGGAGAUAUGUAUCUGCAUUCAUUCCACAAUCACAAGAAAUCAACGAUGAUAUUGAAAUUGUUGAGCAUGGAAUUGUAAAUCUUGGCAAUGAUGACCAUGAUGACAAUGAUGAAGAUAUCAAACAUUUCAAUCAAGAACCGUCCCCAUCAACAUCAUCAAGCACAACUCGUGAGAGUUACGUGGAUGUUCAGAGUUUCCUCUGUGAAAAAUCAACUACGCAUGCGCAGAAACGUAAACUCGACUGUGAAAAUGCCGAUCCGCAUGAAUGCACCACAACAAAACGCAAAACCGAAGAGAAACCUGAACAACUAACCAAAUCUGAGCUCACAGAUCAUCUAGAGACAUUCGGAAAGUUUGUUGCUAAUGAAUUACGAGGCAUUUUCCUAUCUAGCAAUGAUAUUUUCCUGCGGAGGACAAAACGACAACUACAACAGGUUUUAAUCGAUGCGUGGACACAAAUCGACAUGGAUGUGUCGAGAUAUCCUGGUUCCACACAAUCAUAAACGCUUAAAACUUAUAGUUAAUAUACGUAAUAUUUAUAGGUUAUAAAAAUGAACAAAAUAAGCGCAGAAAUGUUACGCAACCCACAAAACACGCAAAGCAAUAUUACACCGUAGAUAAACUGUAAAAUAUGAUUAAAUUUAAGAUAUUUAAAUAGUAUUAUAAGUAAAGAAGCUUCCAGGUUAACAAAUACAUGUUAAAACCUUA